Molecule: messenger RNA, 1305 nt
Organism: Histoplasma capsulatum G186AR
Lineage: Eukaryota; Fungi; Ascomycota; Eurotiomycetes; Onygenales; Ajellomycetaceae
Product: lipoyltransferase
Exons: 2
Coding region: 1-1305 (434 amino acids)
Biological process (GO): protein lipoylation
Cellular component (GO): mitochondrion; cytoplasm
Molecular function (GO): lipoyltransferase activity
Source: RefSeq, a predicted model, not a curated record
AUGCUUCCAUUGCGCCCUCCGCAAUGGACGCCGUUUGCAAAUCUGCCAUGGCGAUAUAGGUUCCAACAAAAGGGCUUCUCUAUCAGCAGAAAAUAUGCGUCGAGCCUUGCAGCAGCAGUCAACAGGGAAUCCAGCACGCAUCAGAUCUACCGAUCCCUCUCUAACGACCCUUUUGUGAACCUCUCAAUUGAGAACUUUUUACUCGAGCACUCCCCUCAGGACUCGAGUAUACUUUUCUUGUACAUAAAUCGACCCUGCGUCGUCAUCGGCCGGAAUCAGAACCCAUGGCUCGAAAUCAAUCUUCGAGAGCUGGAUCGUGGGCCCCAGAGCAUUGCGGAUGGAUCUACGAGCAACGCUCCCUUUGUACGGCGGAGAUCUGGAGGUGGUGCUGUAUUUCAUGACGAAGGCAAUUUGAAUUACUGUGUCAUCUGUCCGAAACCCGUCUUUUAUCGAGACAAGCAUGCUGAGAUGGUGGUCAGGGCUCUCCAGCGCGUCGGCGCAGUCAACACAAGGGUCAAUGGGCGUCAUGAUAUUGUCCUAGGACAGGAUCCAGAAACGCUAUCUAGAGAAACAAUUAAAGUUGAAACAGGGCAUCCGACAAGCCUUCGAACCGAAAAAAUAAUACCGCAUUCCCUCAAAAUCUCUGGCUCCGCUUAUAAACUGACACGAUUUCGAGCUCUGCAUCACGGCACUUGCUUGAUUGACUCUCCCAAUCUCGGAAAUAUAACCUCAUUCCUACGAUCGCCAGCUCGACCUUACUUGAAAGCAAAAGGAGUCGAUAGUGUUAGGUCUCCAGUAGGAAAUGUUUCAAGUGUGGUUGAUUCAACCUUUCUCAUGGACCGGGUGAUUUCCAACAUUAUGGAGGAGUUUGCCCAACUCUACGGCAUCCAUCCAGAUGCCGUUCUAAGGGCUCAGCGCGCGCAUGCAAUUGACCCGGAGGUCCACAUGGCACAGAACUGGGCGGUUGGUGGACUUGCUGACAUCCACGCACUCGGUGAGCCAGAAAUAGUUCAAGGCAUCCAAGAACUUCAUAAAACAAAAGCCCUUACUAACACGCAUACCCCUGCACAGACACGUGUCUUCCUCCGAGUGAAAUCCGGCGCAAUAAUCUCGAGCCAGAUCUCCACCUCCGCAAACCCCGAGCAGGCUGACGUCCAAUCCGAACGGACCGGCCAAAUCCUUGCGAAUAGGAAGCUGCAUGAAAUUUCCGAUUGGGCAGGUGUCCUCGCCGGUUCCGGCGCGUUUGAUUCUCAGGACGAAAUUCGGAACGUCUCCAGCUGGCUCGUCAGCAAGCUUGGACGCUGA